AUGUCGAACCGCCUUGGUCUAACCUCGCCAAAGGACUUGACGGAGGACCAAAGAGGCGCUUAUGAACUGUUCAGUGAAUACACCAAGCAGCGAUACGGCUCUUCCCCACAGACUGCCCUCGACGAUGGCACACUGAUCGGGCCGUUUGGAGUCUUGCUGCACCAUCCGCAAGUGGCUGAACAUUUCCACCUCCUCGCGAGGAACUUGCAGAAAAUACCCGGCCUGACCUUGUAUGGGCGAGAAGUUGUGAUUGCGGUGGCUGGCUCACGGUCACAAGCAGCUUUCGAGAACUAUGCUCACGCCAUUAUCGCUCAGCGUGCAGGGAUCUCAGAGGCUGAGCUUCGAGACAUCCACGCCGGCAAGUGUCCGGAGACGCUCACUGAGGAAGGGAAGAUUGCAUUCGAGUUGGCAACUGCUCUUGGACACCCCGGACCACUGGAUCAAGCAAUCUGGGACAAGGCCGUCAAAGUCAUCGGCAAGGAUGGAGCGGCAGCCGCUGUUCAUUACACGGGCUUCUAUAAUUAUGUUGGCACGAUUCUGAAUGGGUUUGAUGUCAAGGUGCCUUGA
Exophiala spinifera is the source of this 567-nucleotide messenger RNA. RefSeq lists its product as uncharacterized. NCBI's taxonomy places the organism in Eukaryota, Fungi, Ascomycota, Eurotiomycetes, Chaetothyriales, Herpotrichiellaceae. The record is from RefSeq and is a predicted model, not a curated record. The coding region runs from base 1 to 567 and encodes 188 amino acids. The transcript has a single exon.